Cladophialophora psammophila CBS 110553 is the source of this 2436-nucleotide messenger RNA. RefSeq lists its product as uncharacterized. The transcript has 2 exons. Lineage: Eukaryota; Fungi; Ascomycota; Eurotiomycetes; Chaetothyriales; Herpotrichiellaceae. The record is from RefSeq and is a predicted model, not a curated record. Gene Ontology annotation, molecular function: pseudouridine synthase activity; RNA binding. The coding region runs from base 1 to 2436 and encodes 811 amino acids. Gene Ontology annotation, cellular component: nucleus. Gene Ontology annotation, biological process: pseudouridine synthesis.
AUGGAAGCUCAACCUGGUGACACUCGUCCGCAAAAAAGAGUCAAACUCGACACUGACCAGGCAGACUUAACGACUUUGUCUCCUGAUCAAGCUGGCGCCUCAUCUACCAUGGUCAAGAAUCUAACAAUGGAUGACAGCGCAAAAGAAUGCGAGGUAGGUAUCACUGCCUUUGUCGACGGAUCUAGAAGCCUCUUUCAAGGGAUUCUCAAGAAGAGAUAUACAGAUUUCAUGGUCAACGAGAUAUUGCCUGGCGGAGAUGUGCUGCAUCUCCGAUCGAUGAGUGCCAAAGGCCUGCAAGUACAAGCUUCACACAACAAUGGCGCAGAGGCUACCGUGCAAGGUGUCCUUGAAAAUGUGGGGCACGAGGCAGUGGCAUCGGAGCCUCCUAUGGCGCAACGCGAGUCAAAAGAGACGAGGAUCCUGGGAAAGGCCAAGAGUUUAGAUGACUCUAAAGAAGACGACACCGGCAUCCAGAACCCCGAGAUUUCCGCUGAUGAUCGCGUUAAACUUCUCGAGUAUUUCAACGAGCAAAUUGUGGCACAGAUGAUCUCCCUGUAUGAAUCAAUCCUUCGCAAUCCUAGUAAGAAAUCUCGAGAAUAUUCGACAGUUCGGACACCGUUCACCUCCGACCGCAGUCUGCGGUCAAAGAUCCACCAGGAGAUCCGUCGCAUUUUCCACAGUAAGAUCGACUCAACCACAGACAAUGAGGGCAUAUUGGCCCUCACUGCAACAGCCUCGUCGUCGAACAAAAAUCGUAACCGCGGCUGGACAAAGCCCAACGAAAAGCCUUCGCGACCGGGAAAACUGAGCUGGUUGGAUCGUGGUGGCGAAUAUCUCCAUUUCACUCUCUACAAGGAAAACAAGGACACGCUUGAGGUCAUUUCCUACCUGACGAAACAACUCAAGACCAACAACAAGACCUUUCAGUUUGCGGGGACGAAAGAUCGGCGUGCUGUGACCGUGCAGAGAGCCAGCGCUUACCGUAUCGAAGCAGAGCGAUUAGCUGCAUUGAACCGUAGCCUACGAUAUGCGGCGGUAGGAGAUUUCGAGUACCAGAAACAUGGGCUGGAGCUCGGUGAUUUGACUGGAAAUGAGUUUGUGGUCACUUUGAGGGAGUGCCACCUUGGUGAAUCGACGUCAGAACAGAGCACCGCCGAGAGGAAGGCUGCCAUUCACUCCUACCUCUUACGGUCGCUCCAUGAGCUCCACGAGCAUGGCUUUCUGAAUUACUACGGUCUGCAACGUUUCGGGACUUUUGCUACGCGUACCGACGUCGUUGGUUUGAAGAUUCUCAAGGACGACUUCAAGGGCGCCUGCGAUGCAAUACUCGAAUUUUCGCCUGUGGCGUUGAACAAGUCUCAGACCCCGGACAACGGCGUCCUCGUUAGCCAAGACGACCGAUCUCGUGCUGAAGGGAUCAAUAUAUGGCGAACGACCGGCAGGAUCAACGAUGCUCUCGACAAGAUCCCGCGCAAGUUCUCUGCCGAAACAGCUUUGAUACGCCAUUUGGGUAAACGCCCGCAGGACUAUUUGGGCGCUCUACUUGGAAUUCAGCGCAAUCUGAGGCUCAUGUAUGUCCAUGCCUACCAGUCUUUUGUGUGGAAUCUUGCCGUGGGUGAACGAUGGCGGUUAUUUGGUGGUGUAGUUGUGGAAGGCGAUCUAGUGCUGGUCCACGAGCACCGGGAAAAGCAAAUAGCCGAGGAACCACCAAAGGAGACGGUGGACGCAGAUGGAGAAGUCGUCAUCGAACCGUCUGGCGAUGAUCGCGCCUACGAUCUCGACGACAGGUUUGAGCGCGCCCGUGCCCUCAGCGCUGCCGAAGUCGACAGCGGCCAAUACUCCAUCUUCGACAUCGUCUUGCCUCUGCCGGGAUUUGACGUCGUCUACCCUGCCAACGCGAGCGGUGAAUGGUACAAGACAUUCAUGGCGAGCGAAGCAGGCGGCCAACUCGACCCGUACAACAUGCGUAGGAAGCAAAAGGACUUUAGUCUGAGUGGCGGGUACCGCAAAGUCCUGGCGCGGAUCGGAGAGACAUUCGAGGUCAGCGUCCAUGAGUACGGCGACCGAGACGGCGACAAGCAAUUCGUCGAGACCGACAUGGAGCGGAUCCAGCGGGAAAAGCGGGCGUUGCAACAAGAAGAACCGUCCGAGACCGCUGCAAAUGAAGGUCCAAGCCAAACUCCGACAAAGGACGUCGCCGUCGCCGCAGAGCACCAGGAUCAGCAACCGCUACACGGGGCGGACGCGAAAGACAGCGACAACAACGGCGAAAUACCCGAAAACCCCACGCCGCUGCCGCAGAGCAGUCCAACACUCAAGCUCGCUGCCGUGCUCAAGUUCCAGCUCGGCUCAAGCCAGUAUGCGACAAUGGCGCUGAGAGAGCUAUCCAACGGCGGUAUUCAGGCCUACAAGGCCGAGUUUACGGGCGGGAGGUAA